Messenger RNA from Leptopilina boulardi, 501 nucleotides. RefSeq names its product histone H3. Lineage: Eukaryota; Metazoa; Arthropoda; Insecta; Hymenoptera; Figitidae. The record is from RefSeq and is a predicted model, not a curated record. The transcript has a single exon. Gene Ontology annotation, cellular component: nucleosome. Gene Ontology annotation, molecular function: DNA binding; protein heterodimerization activity; structural constituent of chromatin. The coding region runs from base 41 to 451 and encodes 136 amino acids.
ACAUCAUUAUUGUGUUAGUCACUGAACCAACUACAUCGUCAUGGCUCGUACCAAGCAAACCGCUCGUAAAUCCACCGGUGGUAAAGCACCGAGGAAACAACUUGCAACCAAGGCCGCCAGAAAGAGCGCGCCUGCAACUGGUGGAGUGAAAAAACCCCAUCGUUACAGGCCAGGAACCGUCGCUCUCCGUGAGAUCCGUCGUUACCAAAAGAGCACUGAGCUCCUCAUCCGCAAACUUCCUUUCCAGCGUUUGGUUCGUGAGAUCGCUCAAGAUUUCAAGACCGACUUGCGUUUCCAGAGCUCUGCUGUGAUGGCUCUCCAGGAGGCUAGCGAGGCUUACCUCGUCGGUCUCUUCGAAGACACCAACUUGUGCGCCAUCCACGCCAAGAGAGUCACCAUCAUGCCAAAAGACAUCCAAUUGGCUCGUCGUAUCCGAGGAGAACGUGCUUAAUUUUUUUCCAACACCAUCCAAACACAAUCGGCCCUUUUCAGGGCCAACAC